AUGAAAAGUAAAACAAAAUUUAAUCAUUGUAAAUUUCAGUUAGGCAUGAAUAAUUGUUUAUUAUCAAAAUUUCAAAAUUAUACAAUUAUUGAUCAAUAUUGUGAAAUAGUUUAUAAUUCAGUGAAACAUAUUAAUCAUAUGAUUAAUAUCAGUUAUGACAUAAAUCAUAAGAUUUUUCCAUUAAUGAUAAAUUCGACAAUACAAGUUUCUAAUUCAACUGAAAAAUAUAUAAAUUAUUCUAUUAUUAUUCUUAUUAGUUCAAUUGUUUUAAGUGUAUUAGCUUCGAUAGUUAUCAGUUGUAUUCAAAGAUGUCGACAACAAAAAUUGGAUGUGAUUAAGUCACCAUCGACUACAGAUAUUACAAGCUUUAAUAUUCGAACAAGUCUAAGACCAAUGACAUUGAAAGAUUUUUAUGCAAAAAGAAGUAUAUCCUAUCAACCCGAAUCUUCUCAUCAAUCAUCAACAAGUGAAACGAAUGAACAAAAUCAUCAUUUAAGUCAUGCGAGUACAAAUCCAAAAUUGAGACGAAUACGAACGUCUUUUUUCAAUUUAAUACAUUCGCAUCGAUCAGCAAAUGGUAUUGAAAAUAAAACUAUACAUCAACAACAAGAAUCUUUAACACGUCGUUCAUCAUUUAUUAAAUCAUCUGACAUAGCACCAUCUCUAGAGAAAAAAACUGUCGCAUUUGCAUCUGUUUUUGAUGAACCAACCAAUGAAUAUGAUGAAGAUCAUUUGGAUAGUAAUCUUGAAAGUAAUAUUAACGACGAAACAGUAUCAGAAAAGGAUCUUGUUACUGUUAUUUCAAACAAAGAAAAUGAUGACGAAAUACCGACUGAUCCAAACAAAAAUAUCGAACCCUAUCCAUUUCGCUCGGAAAUACAAUUACCUUCAUCUACUCAAUCAAAUUCAGUAGUUGGCGACACUACUACACAUCAUCGUCACUCGCGAAAGGACAUCAUCGAUCGCUUUAUCCACCAUCAUCGUACAAAAAAACUUCAUACUAAUCCAACUGUUAAAUAUAUCAGUUCAACAAAUCGAUCAAAUUCAACACCUGACAUAAUGAUUUCAUCCUCAUCAUCUGCAACUCCCACAAAAGUUAAAACACGUGAUCCACGACGACCAUUACAAGCUAUUCGUGCAUGGCUUAAAUCAUUAUCAUUACGUUCUUCUACCCCAGCAGUUCAUAAACAUCCACAAGAAAAUGAUUCAUCAAAACAUCAAAAACCACAAAUUGCUCGUCGAUCAAUUGGAUUACGAAGAUUUUCUGAACUUCAAUAUUAA
Rotaria sp. Silwood2 is the source of this 1281-nucleotide messenger RNA. The record is from the annotation of a GenBank genome assembly. Lineage: Eukaryota; Metazoa; Rotifera; Eurotatoria; Philodinida; Philodinidae.